Messenger RNA from Suncus etruscus (white-toothed pygmy shrew), 6840 nucleotides. It is a transcript of the gene PRR12, whose product is annotated as proline rich 12. Lineage: Eukaryota; Metazoa; Chordata; Mammalia; Eulipotyphla; Soricidae. The record is from RefSeq and is a predicted model, not a curated record. The coding region runs from base 26 to 6148 and encodes 2040 amino acids. The transcript has 14 exons.
CCCCAAUUUCCACCGCGGCCAAUUCAUGGACAGGAACUACCCCAGCGCCGGCUUCGGGGACCCGCUCGGCGCCGGGGCGGGAUGGAGUUACGAGAGGUCAGCCAAAGCUAGCUUGGUCUAUGGCAGCUCCAGGACCUCGCACCCUGAGACGGACAUCUUGCACCGCCAGGCCUACGCGGCCCCCCACCCACUGCAAAGCUAUGCCACUAACCACCAUCCAGCAGGCCUCUCUGGACUCUUUGACACUGGCCUCCACCAUGCAGGCUCCGCCGGGCCUGACCCCUCCGUCAUGAACCUUAUCUCGGCCCUGGAAUCCCGGGGCCCCCAGCCCGGCCCCUCUGCGUCCUCGCUUCUCUCUCAGUUUCGCAGCCCUUCCUGGCAAACAGCCAUGCACACUCCAGGCCCCACGGAGCUCUUCAUCUCCGGCGCCCUGCCUGCUUCCAGCACCUUCCCGUCUUCCUCCGCCCUGUCAGCUUACCAGCACCCGGCCUCCUUCGGCAGCCGCACUUUCCCCGUGCCCUCGUCCCUCAGCCUGCAGGACCCCCCGUUCAGUCCCCCAGCUAACGGGCUCCUCUCCCCCCAUGACGUGCUCCACCUGAAGCCGUCGCAGGCCCCGACGGUCUCAUCCUCACUGGGAUUUGAGCGCCUGGCGGGCAGUGGCGUCCUGGGGCCCGCAGGGCUAGGCCCGGCUCAGACCCCUCCUUACCGUCCGGGCCCUCCAGAUCCGCCACCCCCUCCCCGUCACCUCCCUGCCCAGUUCAACCUCUUGGCUUCCUCUUCUGCUGCCGCUGCUGCCGAGCAGUCCUCCCCACAGCUCUACAACUUCUCAGGGGCUGCCCCGGGUCCCCCGCCCCCCGAGAGGGCCCUGCCCCGGCAGGACACGGUCAUCAAGCAUUACCAGCGGCCGGCCAGUGCCCAGCCCCCGCCCCCUGCCCAUGCCCUCCAGCACUACCUGAGCUGUGGGGGCAGCUACCCCUCCAUGAGCCACCGGGCCAACCUAGCCUGCAGCCCCCUUGGUGGCGGGGAGCCCUCUCCGGGCGCCGGCGAACCCAGUAAGGCCGGGCCCAGUGGUGCCACCGCUGGGACGUCUGGCCGGGCAGCGGGCCCCGAUGCUGCUGGGGGUGGUGGGGCUGGAGGUGGCGGUGGCUACCGGCCCAUCAUCCAGUCUCCCGGUUAUAAGACUGGCAAAGGCGGUUAUGGAGCUGCUGCCGGUGGUGCCAGCCGGGCCCCCCCACCCCGCUCCACUGCCACCCCCAAAUGCCAGAGCCUGGGGGGUCCCACGGCUGCCUAUGGUACCGGGAAGGCCUCCGGGGCUGGUGGGGCGGCCGGCCAGGCUUAUUCUCCUGGACAGCCCCAAGGGUUGCUCGGCCCCCAGGCCUACGGGCAGGGUUUUGGGGGAGGCCAAGCGCAGGACUUGAGCAAAGGCCCUGGCUACUCCGGUGGUCCCCCGCAGCCCCCCAGUGGUCCCCCGCCUCCUGGCCUGGCCACGUGUCAGAGCUACUCCCCCGACCAGCUACAAGGGCAGCUGUAUGGGGUGCAGGGGGAGCCCUACCCCGGGCCCGCCGCCCACUCCCAGGGCUUACCCACUGCCAGCCCCUCGCUCAGCUACAGCACCGGCCACUCACCGGCGCUGUCUGGCCACGGCGGGGGCUGGGGGCCCAGCUCCCUGGCCGGGGGCGGUGAGGCCAGCCCCUCUCACAUCAUCCGGCCCCUGCAGUCCCCCCCUGCCCCUGGCCGGCCACCUGGCGUGAGCUCCCCAGGAGCCCCUGGGAAAUAUCUAAGCUCCGUCCUGGCUUCUGCCCCGUUCCUGGCUCCCCCCGGGGCCGGCAGCUAUGCCGGGGGUACGGGGGGCUACAAGGGCAAAGGGGACGGCUCCGAGCUGCUGGCAGGCCCCGGGGGGCCCCCGACGGAGCGCACGGAGGACGAGGAAUUCCUCAUCCAGCAUCUCCUGCAGGCGCCCAGCCCCCCGCGGACCUCAGGGGCAGACAGCCUGGUGGGUGAAGACGGGGCGGCUGAUGCGUCCAAGGGACUUGGGGGGAGCGGUGGGGCCGGGGGUCCCCCGGGCACACCCUACGAGCUGGCCAAGGAAGACCCCCAGAGGUACCACCUGCAGAGCGUCAUCCGCACCAGUGCCAGCCUGGACGAGGGUGCUACGGCCGCCCUGGAGCUGGGCCUGGGGAGGCUGAAGGAGAAGAAGAAGGGGCCAGAGCGGGGGGGCGAGACCCCCGAGGGGCUGGCCACGUCCGUCGUCCACUAUGGCGCCGGGGCUAAAGAGUUAGGGGCCUUCCUGCAGAAGAGCCCCCCACCCCCGGCCCCCUCUGCCCCGCCAGCUCCGCCACCCCCACACGGCCUCCUGCUGGACGCAGGGGGCCCUGACCUCCCGCUAGUGCUGCCCCCUCCACCCCCACACCUGCUCCCCUCGGUCCUCAGCCAUGCCCCCAGUCCCUCCCCGAGCGCCCCCAAAGUCGGUGUCCACCUCUUGGAGCCGACCUCUCGGGAUGGGGCGUCCCAGCCUCCACCACCUCCCCCGCCGCCGCCCCCCAUGCCUCUCCAGCUGGAGGCCCACUUGAGGGGCCAUGGCCUGGAGCCGGGGGCCCCCAGUCCCCGCCUGCGCCCCGAGGAGAGCCUGGAGCCGCCCGGGGCCAUGCAGGAGUUGCUGGGGGCCCUGGAGCCGUUGCCCCCUGGGCCUGGGGACACACCCACCGCUGAGGGCAAGGAUCCCGUGGCAGCCUACCGCAGCCCCAGCCCACAGGGCCCCAAGGCACCCCGGUUUGUGCCGCUCACUUCCAUCUGCUUCCCCGACUCCCUGCUUCAGGACGAGGAGCGCAGUUUUUUCCCCACCAUGGAGGAGAUGUUUGGGGGUGCUGCCGCGGACGACUACGGCAAGGCCGGGGCCCCCGAGGACGAGGGCGACCCCAAGGCGGGCACCGGGCCACCUCCAGGCCCUGCCACUUACGAUCCCUAUGGGGCCUAUUGCUCGGCCCGGGCGCCCGGAGCCGGGCCGGACACGCCGGGGCUGGGCCUGGACCCCAGCAAGCCGCCCGAGCUGCCCUCGACAGUUAACGCUGAGCCGCUGGGCCUGAUCCAGAGCGGACCCCACCAGGCGGCACCCCAACCCCCGCCGCCGCCACCCCCGCCGCCCCCCGCCUCGGAGCCCAAGGGAGGCCUCACCUCGCCCAUCUUCUGCUCCACCAAGCCAAAGAAGCUGCUCAAGACGUCGUCCUUCCACCUGCUGCGACGCCGUGACCCCCCAUUCCAGACCCCCAAGAAGCUCUACGCCCAAGAGUACGAGUUUGAGGCCGACGAGGACAAGGCUGACGUGCCGGCCGACAUCCGCCUGAACCCCCGACGCCUGCCCGACCUGGUCUCCAGCUGCCGCUCGCGCCCGGCCCUCUCGCCGCUGGGUGACAUCGACUUCUGUCCCCCCAACCCGGGCCCCGACGGGCCCCGACGGCGAGGCCGCAAGCCCACCAAGGCCAAGAGAGAUGGACCACCCCGACCCCGGGGCAGACCCCGCAUUCGCCCACUGGAGGUACCCACCACUGCCGGCCCUGCCUCGGUGUCCACUCCCGCCGAUGGUGCCAAGAAGCCGAGAGGUCGGGGCCGAGGCCGGGGCAGGAAGGCCGAAGAGGCGGGAGGCACCCGGCUGGAGCCCCUAAAACCGCUGAAGAUCAAGCUAUCUGUACCCAAGGCUGGCGAGGGGCUCGGCCUGGCGCCUGGCGACCUGGUCUCAGCCACCGACCACAACAGUCUGGACUCAAGCCUGACACGGGAGAAGAUCGAGGCGAAGAUCAAGGAGGUGGAGGAGAAGCAGCCAGAGAUGAAAUCGGGGUUCAUGGCCUCCUUCCUGGACUUCCUCAAAUCGGGCAAGCGCCACCCACCCCUCUACCAGGCCGGCCUGACGCCCCCGCUCAGCCCCCCCAAGAGCGGGCCCCCCACCGUGCCCGCCCGGGUUCUGCAGCCACAGCCCCCCAGCGCCCCGGCUGUGCCGCACCCGCCACCUACUGGCGCCUUCGGGUUAGGGGGCGCCCUGGAGGCGGCGGAGAGUGAGGGGCUAGGGCUGGGCUGCCCGUCGCCUUGCAAGAGGCUGGACGAAGAGCUGAAACGCAACCUGGAGACUCUACCAUCUUUCUCCUCCGACGAGGAGGACUCGGUGGCCAAGAACCGGGACCUGCAGGAAAGCAUCUCCUCGGCCAUCUCUGCCCUGGAUGACCCACCCCUGGCCGGGCCCAAGGACACGUCUCCACCAGACGGGCCCUCUCCGCUGGCCCCCGAGGCUGCUGUGCCCGGCCCGCCCCCUCUCCCGGGUCUCCCCAGUGCCAACAGCAACGGCACACCAGAGCCCCCGCUGCUGGAAGAGAAGCCCCCUCCGUCGCCGCCCCCUGCCCCGACGCCCCCGCCACCUGCUCUGCCCUCGCCACCCCCUCUGGUGAGCCCUGCGCCCAGCUCGCCACCACCACCGCCGCCGCCGCCGCCACCGCCGCCGCCACCCCCAGUGCCCCCCGCACUACCCUCGCCACCACCGCCGCCGCCGCCCCCUCCACCACCGCCACUGCCACCACCACCACCACCAGUCCCGGCCCCCCAGCCUGCCACUGCCGCCGCCCCGACGCCUGAGGAGCCCCCAGCCGCGUCCCCCGAUGACCCAGAGCCUCCCGAUGCGCGGCCGCUACACUUGGCCAAGAAGCAGGAAACGGCAGCUGUUUGCGGGGAGACCGACGAGGAGGCGGGCGAAAGCGGGGGCGAGGGCAUCUUCCGGGAGCGGGACGAGUUCGUCAUCCGUGCAGAGGACAUCCCCUCCCUCAAGCUGGCACUGCAGACGGGCCGUGAACCGCCCCCCAUCUGGCGCGUCCAGAAGGCCUUGCUGCAGAAGUUCACCCCCGAGAUCAAAGACGGUCAGCGGCAGUUUUGCGCCACCAGCAACUAUUUGGGAUAUUUCGGGGACGCCAAAAAUCGUUACCAGCGCCUUUAUGUGAAGUUCCUAGAAAACGUCAAUAAGAAAGAUUAUGUGCGGGUCUGUGCCCGCAAGCCCUGGCACCGACCCCCGGCGCCUGUCAGGCGUUCCGGACAGUCCAAGGGACCCACAUCUGUGGGAGGUAGCUCCGCACCUCCUCCCAAGGCCCCACCCCCACCUCCAAAGCCUGAGACCCCCGAGAAGGCGCCGUCUGAGAAAGCCCCGGAGCAGCCCCCUGAGCCGGCCAUGCCUGAACCCCCUCCUGCAGAUAAAGCUUCCCCGCCUCGGCUUGGGGAGAAGGAAAAAGAGAAGGAGAAGGAGAAAGAACGGGGUGUGCGGGGUGAACGGCUGCUUCGGGGCGCAGGCGGGCGGCAGGCCCGGCCAGAGCGGAACCUGGCUGCAGGUCCCCCCGCCACUGCCCGGCUCCCCAAGGCUCGGCCCACCAAGGUGAAGGCAGAGCCGCCCCCCAAGAAAAGGAAGAAGUGGCUGAAGGAGGCGGCUGGGAAUGCGUCGGCGGGGGGUGGCCCCCCAGGCAGCUCCUCAGAUUCAGAAUCGUCCCCCGGAGCCCCCAGCGAGGAUGAGCGGGUUGUCCCCGGGCGCCUGCUGAAAACACGGGCCAUGCGGGAAAUGUACCGGAGCUACGUGGAGAUGCUCGUAAGCACCGCACUCGACCCAGACAUGAUCCAGGCCCUGGAGGACACGCAUGAUGAGCUGUACCUCCCACCCAUGCGGAAGAUCGAUGGACUCCUUAACGAGCACAAGAAGAAGGUCCUGAAGCGGCUGUCGCUGAGCCCAGCCCUGCAGGACGCCCUGCACACGUUCCCCCAACUACAAGUGGAGCAGAGCGGGGAGGGCUCCCCAGAAGAGGCGGCUGUGCGGCUGCGGCCGGCGGGGGAACCCUACAACCGGAAGACACUCAGCAAACUCAAAAGGAGCGUGGUCCGAGCCCAGGAGUUCAAGGUGGAACUGGACAAGUCGGGCUACUACACGCUCUACCACUCGCUCCACCACUACAAGUACCACACCUUCCUGCGCUGCCGGGACCAGACCCUGGCUGUGGAGGGCGGCGCCGAGGACCUGGGCCAGGAGGAGGUGGUGCAGCAGUGCAUGCGGAACCAGCCCUGGCUCGAGCAGCUCUUCGACUCCUUCAGCGACCUGUUGGCCCAAGCGCAGGCGCACAGCCGCUGCGGGUGACCCCCCCGAGCCGUCCUCAGGGCCCUGCGCCGGGGGGGCCCCCCUCCCCGGCCUCCUCACCCCGUGCCCCCCACUGUCCGGUGUACAGAGAAAUUAUUUAUAUAUAUGUAUAAAUGUCUAUUUAGUAACGGUUCUCGCCCGCCCCAGUGACCCCCCCCUCCAAGGCCACCGCCCCGCUCCCCACCUUGUACAUAAUGUAUAGGAAAUGUCUACGUAUGGCUGAGGGCGGCGGGGCGGCUUCAGCGAGCUGGGGGUCCCCCACCCCUGCACCCCCACUUCCCAUCAGGCCAAGAUCUUUGCUAACGGCCAUUCCCUCCCCAGGGCAUUUGGCGUAGGGGUGGGAGGGGGAAGAAAACGCAUCUUGUUAAUUAUUUUUAAUCUUAUUUAUUGUACAUAACCGGGGCAGGGACUGGGGAGGUGGCGGGGUGAAGGGUUCCCCCCCUUUGUCCCUCCCACCCCUUUUCUACUGCGGAUGUGUCGGUGUCUGCCCCCCUCCCGCGCCCCCUUCGUCGUCCGGAUGUGGUUCUAUUUUUUAUCGGUCACCUGUUCCCCCCCUCGUCCGAGCCUUCGAGCCCCACUCCCUGUCCCCCCAAUCCUCCUCCGUCUCUCGCUCUUCUUUGGGCUUCUGUACAACUACACUUGUAAACACUGUACACAACCAGCCAAACAAAACCCCAAACGUCAAAACUCGA